Oikopleura dioica is the source of this 681-nucleotide messenger RNA. NCBI's taxonomy places the organism in Eukaryota, Metazoa, Chordata, Appendicularia, Copelata, Oikopleuridae. The record is from the annotation of a GenBank genome assembly.
AUGGCCAAUACAGUGCAGCUUCCAGGAACACAGUUAGGCCUCGAUGAAAAUGUCAGAAUCGGACCAGGGUUGAAACGAAAUCAUUACGAUGGCAGUAUUCAUGUCACAGAGUCUGGAGUUGUGCGAGGCCUGAACAAUUUGGCAUGGAUGGAAGGUGCGCGAAAACGCUACAUUCCUGUCAAGGGUGACUUGGUCCUUGGAGUUGUGACGCACAAACAUCCGGAUUACGUACGAGUGGAUAUAAAUGCUCCGGAACUGGCGACUCUUUCCGCAUAUGCCUUCGAAUCAGCGACGAAAAGAAAUAGAGUGGCAAUCAAUAUUGGCGAUUUAGUCUUCGCGAAAGUAUCAGUAGCGCUGCCAGACUUGGAGCCGGAAAUAGUUUGCUGCAACAUGCGAACAGGCAAAGCCGAUGGAAUGGGAGUCAUUCAAACGCAAAAGUUUUCGAACUCGAUUGUUGUGAAUUUACAAGCGGCGAGAAAGGCCCUCUCGCCCGAAAGUGUCUUUGGAAAAGCAAUUGGAAAACACGGGCCAUUCGAGUGGUGUAUUGGCGUCAAUGGACGAGUUCUAGUCACGACGCAGAAGAUGAAAAUGACGACCCAAAUCUGCCGCAUUUUUCCUCUGAUAACUUUUCUAACGAAUGCUCAAAUUGAAGGACUUGUUGAUACUGCGCUUAGACCAUGA